Molecule: messenger RNA, 2049 nt
Organism: Epithele typhae
Lineage: Eukaryota; Fungi; Basidiomycota; Agaricomycetes; Polyporales; Epitheliaceae
Exons: 12
Coding region: 1-2049 (682 amino acids)
Biological process (GO): proteolysis
Molecular function (GO): aspartic-type endopeptidase activity
Source: RefSeq, a predicted model, not a curated record
AUGUCUGGAUAUGACCAUCUGCCUAAGGGCGCCACUCUGAAUGCUGGCGUCGUGCUACUUACCAAGCCUCGUAUGGAUCAGUCCAAGGAUCCUCAUAUGGGCUUGAGAAGGCUUAUGUCGGACUCUUUCCACAUCAAGCGCCUCCUCAUCGAUCGUGCACUGAAGCGGGGACGCAACCGGGCGCGUUCCGACGUGGCCAACUUGGCCACUAGGGUGUCGUCCCUUACACUGGCUCCAGACUCCGAGGACGCUGACACCAAGGAGGUGCUAUACAGUCGCACGCCGCGUUCCUUCGCAACACCCACAGGCACGACGUACGAGCCUCCUCGUACACUAUCGACGCAGGGCCUUCGCAACGUCACGGCCGGGAGCACUCGGCGCCCUCGGCAGGUUUUCCGGAGCGGAACUAUGGCGUCCCCAGAGAUGGUAGCUAAGGACAUUCAGAUCAGAACUGAUGGUAACACUCCUCGUAGCACUAUUUCUACUCGGAUCACUGACGCGUCUAACUCGUACCCGGAGGCUAUGCCGUCUUCGGCUGGAGUCACAGCCAACGAAGCGUGGGAUUACAACCGCAUGCUAUUGGAUACCUCGUCGGAUAUCACCUACGCCAGCAUCACGGGGUUCUUGCUCAUGAUCGAAGGAAAUGCCACGGGUUCAUUCAAGCUCAAACUCUGGAGCGAAAGCGGCGGACAGUUCAUGCAACCUCCUCUUUAUCCCGGUAAAAUCAGUAUCCCUGGUAUCCAGAGCGACCCGCUACCCAAAGGUAUUGUCAAGAUACUGAAAGAGAAAGGGUGGAAGGUCCGAUCAGACGUCUCGUUUGGCGAUGGAGCCGCUCUAGUGCUGGCCGUCCCCUCCAACUGGGAGGAGGGUACUACGGGAGCUCUGGAAGCCCAAGAUAUGAACAGCGACGGCGUCGCAGACCGGCCGUACACGGUAUUCCUCGAUGGUCUCGUAUGGUUCGCCCUCGCGAAAAGCAGCGAAGCCUAUGCAGACAAGUGGCAGGGGAGCGUCGGCCUCGCGCUCCGUGAUCAUGAGGGGCCGCAAUCUGGCCGGUUCUGGGAGAGCAUCCAGCUCAAAUCAAGGGGUCCCACGAGCAUAGGAUACGGGAAGUCACUCUACCUUUGCUUGCCACCGCCUACAUUGGCCAGCGAAAGGAUUCCUCGCGCUCAGUCCCAAGCGUUCAUGUUCAUGGGAGAAUGGGGUCGUGGAAUCGGCACCAUUGCUGGAAUGUCCGACCACGUCGAGUGUCUCGUCUCCGAAGACCGUGGGGGCGAAGUGUACGACGACAGCGACGAAGGCAUGGAUGAUGAUGAUGGUGAUGGUGAUGGUGAUGAUGAUGACGACGACAACGACGAAGGGUGGGGGCAUGGAAAAUGGCGGGUGCUGGUGGAGAAGAUCGUCGUACGUAAGCCCCCCGGUGGCGACGGCGCUGAAGUGGUGGUCCAGUUGGAGCACUUUGAUGGCGAGGCGGUUCGCCCGAUCGAGAUGCUCCUAGACACCGGCGCCGCGACGUCCCACCUCCCGACCGACGUCUUCCACAAGCUUCACCUCGCCCUUGGAGGGGAACGUAUAGAUUGGAGUGACGACGCGUCUAUGUCUGGGAGCUCUGCUGGUGGAGGCAGUAGUACCGGACGAGCAAGCGUUGACGGCGGCGAAGAUCAAGCCAGCUCCUCGGAGUCGGACGCUGACAAGGUGACAUACCGACUCGGCAAAUCGCCCCAACGGAGGCAGAUCCCCAACUACAUCUUCGAGUUUUACUUCCGCGGGGGACCGGUCGACGGUCAGCUCGUCAAGGUCGACGUGAACCCCAAGUGGUUCUUGUAUAAUCCAACGGACCCGAACAUGGAAUCGUUCAUCUUCUCCACGCCGAUCGAAUUCCACGACGACUCCUUAGAGCACUGCGGUCUUCUUGGAACGGGCUUCUUUCAAACGACGCUCGUUGGUUUAUUCGAGGGAGUGGGUUCUGACAUCAAGCCAAGCGUGGUCUUCAGUCCGCUCAAAGCUGACAACCAUACUCUUCCUGAGUCGGUUUUGAACGCCAUUCGUUAA